Molecule: messenger RNA, 453 nt
Organism: Selaginella moellendorffii
Lineage: Eukaryota; Viridiplantae; Streptophyta; Lycopodiopsida; Selaginellales; Selaginellaceae
Product: acanthoscurrin-2
Exons: 3
Coding region: 1-453 (150 amino acids)
Source: RefSeq, a predicted model, not a curated record
AUGGGGAAGAUCCCCAAGAACUGGUUUCAGCGCCUCCUAGUUCCAGUGCCCUGGAUCAAGCUGGCCAUUGCGUACUCGCCCGCUGUUAAGAGGAUCGUUUGGAAGAGGCUCAACCGCAGUGAGAACUGUGCAAUAAGAGGACAAGGAUAUGGAGGGAAACCUUGCAUUGCUCACGGUUUUAGAGGAGCUGGGCCUGGUGCUGAUGCUGGUGAUUCUGGUGCCAAUGUUGGAGGUGUUGGUGCUGCUGGUGACAAUAGGGGUGGUGCUAAUGGUGGUGGAGUUGGUGAUAGUGGUGGUGUAGGUGGUGGUGGUGGUUGUGUUCUAGGUGGUGGUGGCGUUCUUGGUUGUGGUGGUAGAGGAGUUCUUGGUCGUGGUGGGGGUGGUCUUCUAGGUGGUGGUGGAGGAGGAGUUCUUGGUGGUGGUGGAGGUGAACAAGCAUUUGGAGUAAAAUAA